AUGUCAUCAAUGCCAAAAACAAUUACUGGAGCAAAUAUUUUAUGCUACUCAGAGUACUCUGAGACAAAGAAUAUUAUUGACUUCGGAGGAAUUACAAAUAAAUUAUGUUAUGAUGGAUUUUCCAGAUUUGCUUCGAAGUCAAUUGAAACUCGCCUAACAAACGUAUCACAAUUGAUUCCAAGACUCCUUAAUAGUCAUGUGUUCUAUUUCAUUGCUUUUACUUUGUUAUCUGGCCAAACUUUAAUUAUUAAAACAGAAGAAUUCGCAUCUACCAAGUCCUUUGCCGAAAAACUUACUAUUUUAUGUCCAUUCUACAAACCUUCUCACAUGAAAAUUACAAAUUCGAUAAAUGUUGUAGAUUCCCAACAGUAUUCAAUAGUUAUUACCAAAGAUGUAGUUGGAGAUGUGAAGAAGGUUGUGUCUUUACUAGAUCUCAUCACUGGAUAUUACAACGGAGAUGGUUGUCCGUCGAGUUCCUUUGUAAACAAUGUUUUGAUCGAUAAGGAUAAGCAGAACCUGAGUGAAAACACCUUUAUGCUCCAUAUAUUGACCAAACUUAAGGAAAUUUCCUCAAAAUUUAUGUUUUUUAUGAGGAAAUUUGUAAAUUAUUCACAAACACCCGAUGAAUUACUAAAUGCUGUGCAGAGUCUUGGGAUUUCUAAAGAUGAUGUACCUAUUUUGAAGUAUUGGAUUUGUUGUUAUUAUAAUAAGUCAAAUCUCAAACCAAUUCUUAGAGCAAAUCACUCAAAAUCAGGUCUCACUAUGACUCCAUUUUAG
Trichomonas vaginalis G3 is the source of this 777-nucleotide messenger RNA. RefSeq lists its product as uncharacterized. The coding region runs from base 1 to 777 and encodes 258 amino acids. The transcript has a single exon. The record is from RefSeq and is a predicted model, not a curated record. NCBI's taxonomy places the organism in Eukaryota, Parabasalia, Trichomonadida, Trichomonadidae.